AUGGAAAAGCAAAACGGACAAAUGAAUGCUCCUCACCCAGGAACGAAUUUACCACCUGACUAUCCCCCUCAAUAUCCUUCAGCAACACUCCAAGGACCUCCAGGACAUACUGGCUACCCUGGCCCCCAGUCUGGCUACUCAAUUCCACCAGCUGGUUAUUCAGGUGCUGGCCCAGUAGGGUUUCCUGUCCAACACCAGCCUGUGUAUAAUCAGCCAGGUGGACCUGCAGGGAUACCAUGGAUGCCAGCACCACCACCUCCAUCAGGCUGUCCACCCGGAUUGGAAUAUUUAAGUCAGAUAGAUCAGAUACUGGUUCAUCAGCAAAUUGAGCUUCUGGAAGUCAUAACAGGUUUUGAAACUAAUAACAAAUAUGAAAUUAAGAACAGCUUUGGACAGAAGAUUUACUUUGCAGUAGAGGAUACAGACUGCUGUACCCGGAAUUGCUGUGGGGCUUCUCGGCCUUUUACCAUGAGGAUUAUUGAUAAUAUGGGCCAAGAAGUUAUAACUCUGGAGAGACCACUAAGGUGUGACAGCUGUUGUUGCCCUUGCUGCCUUCAGGAGAGGAGAGAGGAUGUACUAAAAAUUAUUGGUCCAUGUGUUGUGUGCAGCUGUUGUGCAGAUGUUGAUUUUGAGAUUAAAUCUCUUGAUGAAGAAACUAUAGUUGGCAAGAUUUCCAAGCAGUGGACUGGUUUUGUGAGAGAGGCAUUUACAGAUGCUGAUAACUUUGGUAUCCAGUUCCCUUUAGACCUUGAUGUGAAAAUGAAAGCUGUAAUGCUUGGUGCAUGUUUCCUCAUUGAUUUCAUGUUUUUUGAAAAGAGUGGAAACACAGAAUAA
Puma concolor (puma) is the source of this 834-nucleotide messenger RNA. The record is from RefSeq and is a predicted model, not a curated record. NCBI's taxonomy places the organism in Eukaryota, Metazoa, Chordata, Mammalia, Carnivora, Felidae.